Gongylonema pulchrum is the source of this 306-nucleotide messenger RNA. The record is from the annotation of a GenBank genome assembly. NCBI's taxonomy places the organism in Eukaryota, Metazoa, Nematoda, Chromadorea, Rhabditida, Gongylonematidae.
AUGCCGCUGAUUGCAGUAGUGGGGUGCAAAAAAGACAACGAAUUCUACAAUGAAGGCCAGAUCUGGACUACUGAACACAUCCGAUAUCAGUGUACUGUUGAAGGAAUUAUUCGAGUGCUCGGUUGUGUGGAUGAAAAUGGUUUAUUCGUAGAGCUUGGCAGGGAUAUUAUGAUGCAUGGCAUCGUACAUCGAUGCUACAGAAUCGAUAAGACAACUGUAUACCAUCGUUAUGAAUGUAACAGACGAACUCUGGCCGAAUGUAUCCUGAACGCUCCGACGCUACGGCCACCGACAACCCCAUCCUGA